This is a messenger RNA of Sorex araneus (European shrew), 4410 nucleotides long. RefSeq names its product exostosin like glycosyltransferase 3 (gene EXTL3). NCBI's taxonomy places the organism in Eukaryota, Metazoa, Chordata, Mammalia, Eulipotyphla, Soricidae. Gene Ontology annotation, molecular function: glycosyltransferase activity. The record is from RefSeq and is a predicted model, not a curated record. Gene Ontology annotation, cellular component: membrane. The coding region runs from base 134 to 2878 and encodes 914 amino acids. The transcript is spliced from 5 exons.
GGCACCAUGACCGCCCCGCCUUGCCCUGUGCCGUGUGCGCGUGAGGAGUGCCUGCCCGGGGUCCCCCGGCACGUGCCGGUGAUGGCGGGCGGCCCCACGUGAGCCCGCCAAGGAGCGCGCGACGGCCCCGACCAUGUUGCGGAACGGGGCCGGGGGCGGCGGGGGCCACACGUGGAUGCUGUGGUGCUCCACGCGCAGCCGCCUCACGUGGCUGAGCUUUGCACUCUUCGUGCUGCUCGUGUGCUUCCCGCUCAUCGCCCACUACUACCUCACCACGCUGGACGAGGCCGACGAGGCGGGCAAGCGCAUCUUUGGGCCGAGGGCGGGCGGCGAGCUGUGCGAGGUGAAGCACGUGCUGGACCUGUGCCGCAUCCGCGAGUCGGUGAGCGAGGAGCUGCUGCAGCUGGAGGCCAAGCGGCAGGAGCUCAACAGCGAGAUCGCGCGGCUCAACCUCAAGAUCGAGGCCUGCAAGAAGAGCAUCGAGAACGCCAAGCAGGACCUGCUGCAGCUGAAGAACGUCAUCAGCCAGACGGAGCACUCCUACAAGGAGCUGGUGGCGCAGAACCAGCCCAAGCUCUCGCUGCCCAUCCGCCUGCUGCCCGAGCGGGAUGACGGGGGCCUGCCGCCGCCCCGGGCCGCCCGCGCCUGCCGGCUGCACAACUGCUUCGACUACGCGCGCUGCCCGCUCACCUCGGGCUUCCCUGUCUAUGUCUACGACAGCGACCAGGCCGGCUGGGGCGGCGCCCUGGACCCCUUGGUCAAGCAGGCCUUCCAGGCCGCGGCUCGGGCCAGCGUGUACGUCACGGAGAACGCCGACAUCGCCUGCCUCUACGUGGUGCUGGUCGGGGAGCUGCGGGAGCCCCCCGAGCUGCGGCCGGCCCAGCUGGAGCGGCGCCUGCAGGCGCUGCCCCACUGGCGCUCGGACGGCCGAAACCACGUCCUGGUCAGCCUGGCGCGGCGCUCCCACACCCAGAACCUGCUGUACAACGUCAGCACCGGGCGGGCCAUGGUGGCCCAGUCCACCUUCUACGCCGCCCAGUUCCGGCCGGGCUUCGACCUGGUGCUCUCGCCGCUGGUGCACGCCAUGGCCGAGCCCAACUUCCUGGAGAUCCCCCCGCAGGUGCCCGUGAAGCGCAAGUACCUGUUCAGCUUCCAGGGCGAGAAGCUGGAAUCUCUGCGCUCCAGCCUGCAGGAGGCCCGCUCCUUCGAGGAGGAGGUGGAGGGCGGCCCGCCCGCCGACUACGACGACCGCAUCAUCGCCACGCUCAAGGCCGUGCAGGACAGCCGGCUGGACCCCGUGCUCGUGGACUUCACCUGCCGGAACCCGCCGCGGCCCAGCCUGCCCACCGAGUGGGCGCUGUGCGGGGCGCGAGAGGACCGCCUGGAGCUGCUGCGGCUGUCCACCUUCGCCCUCAUCAUCGCGCCCGGCGACCCGCGCCUGCUGGUCUCGGCCGGCGGCGCCACGCGGCUCUUCGAGGCGCUGGAGGCGGGCGCCGUGCCCGUGGUGCUGGGCGAGCAGGUGCAGCUGCCCUUCCAGGACGUGCUACAGUGGAACGAGGCCGCCCUGCUGCUGCCCAAGCCCCGCGUGGCCGAGGUCCACUUCCUGCUGCGCAGCGUCUCGGACGGUGACCUGCUGGCCAUGCGGCGGCAGGGCCGCUUCCUCUGGGAGACCUACUUCUCCACGGCCGACAGCCUCUUCAGCACGCUGCUGGCCGCCGUGCGCACCCGCAUCCAGAUCCCGGCCGCGCCCAUCCGAGAGGAAGCGGCCGCCGAGAUCCCCCACCGCUCGGGCAAGGCGGCGGGCACGGACCCCAACCUGGCCGACAACGGGGACCUGGACCUGGGGCCCGUGGAGACGGAGCCGCCCUACGCCUCGCCCCGCUACCUGCGCAACUUCACGCUCACCGUCACCGACGUCUACCGCAGCUGGAACGCGGCCCCGGGCCCCUUCCACCUCUUCCCGCACACGCCCUUCGACCCCGUGCUGCCCUCCGAGGCCAAGUUCCUGGGCUCCGGCACGGGCUUCCGGCCCAUUGGCGGCGGGGCCGGCGGCUCUGGCAAGGAGUUCCAGGCGGCGCUGGGCGGCAACGUGCCACGGGAGCAGUUCACGGUGGUGAUGCUGACGUACGAGCGCGAGGAGGUGCUCAUGAACUCGCUUGAGCGCCUCAAUGGCCUCCCGUACCUCAACAAGGUCCUGGUGGUCUGGAACUCGCCCAAGCUGCCCUCCGAGGACCUGCUGUGGCCCGACAUCGGGGUGCCCAUCAUGGUGGUCCGCACCGAGAAGAACAGCCUGAACAACCGCUUCCUGCCCUGGGCCGAGAUUGAGACGGAGGCCGUCCUGUCCAUCGACGACGACGCCCACCUCCGCCACGACGAGAUCAUGUUCGGGUUCCGGGUGUGGCGAGAGGCGCGGGAUCGCAUCGUGGGCUUCCCUGGCCGCUACCACGCCUGGGACCUCCCGCACCAGUCCUGGCUCUACAACUCCAACUACUCCUGUGAGCUGUCCAUGGUGCUGACCGGGGCCGCCUUCUUCCACAAGUAUUACGCCUACUUGUAUUCGUACGUGAUGCCACAGGCCAUCCGCGACAUGGUGGAUGAGUACAUCAACUGCGAAGACAUCGCCAUGAACUUCCUGGUCUCCCACAUCACGCGGAAGCCCCCCAUCAAGGUGACAUCGCGCUGGACCUUCCGCUGCCCGGGCUGCCCGCAGGCGCUGUCCCACGACGACUCGCACUUCCACGAGCGCCACAAGUGCAUCAACUUCUUCGUCAAGGUGUAUGGCUACAUGCCUCUGCUCUACACGCAGUUCCGCGUGGACUCGGUGCUCUUCAAGACCCGCCUGCCCCACGACAAGACCAAGUGCUUCAAGUUCAUCUAGGGGUACGGCAGGUGGAGCGCGGCCGUGUGAAGGGGCGAGGCUCCAGGGCCCAGAGCGGGAAGAGCCGGAGGAGGCGCGGCCCCGACGGCCUGUGGGCUGACCCUCGGGCCCCCGUUCACCCGAGGGGCACGAAGUCACGUGCCCACAGCAGCGGGUCUCGGUCCCUAAACUCGGUCACAGCUGCAAUGGUGGCCUGAAGGAGGCGUCACGCCUGGGCCGUUCGAGGCUUAUUUAUACCCGUGUGCUCGCACACGGCUCACGGACGUCUGUGCACAUGCACGCACACACACUCACAUGCAGAGGCGGGGCGGAAGCUGGAGAUGGGACCGGACGUUGCCCUGAGGAGCCUGGCCAGUCUGUAGCUGAGAAACAGGCAGCCCCCGAGCCCUGGGGCUGGGCCAACCAUGGCCAGCACUGUCCAUCCCACUGUCCUCUGCUGGCCCCUGGAUGAGCUGGUUCUGGAGGGUUCCGUCAGGCCAUGCUCUGCCCCCCCUCCUGUUUCCUGCUUUUGUCGGUGAGGAAUGAGACCUGGAGCCAGUGCUCCCCUGGGGUUUCGUGUCCCUUUCCGGACAGGCCGUAUGGGCCCCAGGCUGCCCUGCAGGCUGUGGGGACACCCCGCUGGCCGGGGUCACAGCAGGCCCAGCCCCUGUUCCUGUGUGCUGGAAGUGACCACUGGGCCCCUGGGUGGGCCUCGGUGUGGGGGGGUGGGGCUACCUCUCGGCAGGGACUGGCCUGUGUCCUCUUGUUCUGGACCCCACUUUCUUCCAGUGGAGUUGUGGGGGGGGGGUCCCCAGUUGUGAACAGAGCUCGGGCCUGGCCUGGCCAAGCACAUGCCUUAAACUGGUCCCGUCCACCCCAGACUGGCCUCCGGGCUUCUGUAUCUCGGGGCGCAUUUCCCGCUUGUACCAAACGGUCCUCCAGUGUCUCUGGGACACAGGCUGUUUGUUGGCCCCCGUGUGUCCCUGGGACCCCACAGCGUCUAGUUGGAACCCCCCACCCUCCUUCCCUACUCCGAUUCUUUCUUAGCUGUAGCCUUCUCCUGGGGGCCCAGGAGUGAGGUGUCCGCGCUCUCUCCGUGGCUGCUACUUGCGUCUGUCACUGUGUCCUGGAGCGCCCCGAUGGCCUUUCGGGGGGCCUGGGCGGGACCUGAGGUCAGGGCUCACGUCUCCUGUGCUGAGCUUGGCGCUGCCCGUGCCAGUCUGGGGCCUGGCAUGGGGGCCUUGGCCCAAGCAGUGCCUGCUGGGUGUCCCUGAAGGGCAGGGAGGGAGAGGCCGGGACCCCUUUGCUGCUGACCGUGAGCGGGGGCUCCCCAUGCUGGCCGCACCUGCUGCAGCCCCUGCAGACCCCGCGCUUGCUGGCUGCACGCAGGCGUGACGGGCUGUGGCCUGCUGCCCGCCCACUCCUGGGCUGGUGGCCCUUGGCAUCGGCCAGGCAGCCCUGCCCGGCCACCCCCUGCCCCUUCCAAUCACGAGCACAAUGGUCUUACGUUGGAGUUUUGUAAGAAAAUGAAAUAAAUGGAGACUUUAACUCGA